Molecule: messenger RNA, 1375 nt
Organism: Perognathus longimembris pacificus (Pacific pocket mouse)
Lineage: Eukaryota; Metazoa; Chordata; Mammalia; Rodentia; Heteromyidae
Exons: 2
Coding region: 9-1265 (418 amino acids)
Source: RefSeq, a predicted model, not a curated record
AGGAGGCGAUGGAGCCGGGCAAUGAAGCUGACACACAGACGGUGAUGGCAGCAGAGUCGGGUGGCAAAAUGGGUGUGGAGACUUCGAAGAAGGCGAAGACAGGCAGUGGAGCAGGUGUGGAGAUGGUGGAGACCGCAAAGAGGGUGAAGCGGGCAAAGAAGGCUGGCGGAGUUGGUGCCCAGGCCCUGAAGAUGAUUAGCAGAGUGGGCACAGAGAUGGUGGAAACUUCAAAAGUGGGCAGUGAAGAGGGUGUACAGGCGGCACAGGCUGGUAGUGAAGCAGGCAAGCAGGCAGUGGCAGAGGCAGGUGGUGAAGCAAACAUACAAUUGGCACAGUCAGUGGAGAUGGGCAGUGAAACAGGAGCUCAGGCGGCUGAGUCGAGCAGCGAAGUAGGCGGGCAGAUGGUGGAGAUGGGUGGCAAAGCAUGUAUACAGACAGUGCAGGCAGUGGAGACAGACUUUGAAGUGGGCAUGCAGAAGGCACAGGCAGUGGAGAUUGGUGUUGAAUUGGGCACUCAGAUGGCACAGGCAAUUGAGAUGGGUGGUGAAGCAGGAGCACAAACAAUGCAGGUGGCAGAGACAGGUGGUGAAGUGGGCAUGCAGCAGGCACAGGCAGUGGAGAUGGGCAGUGAAGCAGGAGCACAGACAACGCAGGCAGCAGAGAAAGAUGGUGAAGUAGACACACAGCAGGCACAGGCAGCAGAGAUGGGCCGUGAAGCAAGAGCAGAAACAGUGCAGGUGGCAGAGACAGGUGGUGAAGUGGGCACACAGGUGGCACAGGCAGCAGAGAUGGGUGGUAAAGUGGGUGUGCAGAUGGCACAGGCAGUGGAGAUGGGUGGAGAAACAGGAAUGCAGACACUGCAGUGGGGCAGUGAAGGGGGUACAUGGAUAGCACAGGAGGCAGAAGCAGGUGGCCAAGCAGUCAUGCAGAUGACAGAGAUGGGCGGUGAAGCAGGUGUACAGAAGACACAGGUGAUAGAAAUGGGUGGUGAAGUGAGUGUGCAGGUGGCGCAGGCAGGGGAGAUGGGCAGUGAAACAGGAGUGCAGGCACCAGAGUCAGGCAACGAAGCAGGUACACAGAUGGUGCAGUCGGCCGAGACAGGCAGUGAAACAGGCACACAGACGACAGAGAUGGGAGGUGGAGAUGUGGCAAAGACAGCAGAGAGGGGCAAUGGAGAGGGCACGAAGGUGGCAGAGACAGGAGUUGGAGACUGUGUAAAGGUGGCAGAGAUGGGUGGUGAAGACAGCAUGAAGAUGGCAGAGUAGUAGCUUAGAGGGCAGGGUGGACCAGAGGGGCGGGCACACUGACAGGUGGACAAUGAGGUGAGCCAUCAGGCACAACCACCAAACUGAAGCGCUUUUGUGUUACCAAAGGA